Messenger RNA from Cyphellophora attinorum, 1242 nucleotides. RefSeq lists its product as uncharacterized. The transcript is spliced from 3 exons. NCBI's taxonomy places the organism in Eukaryota, Fungi, Ascomycota, Eurotiomycetes, Chaetothyriales, Cyphellophoraceae. The coding region runs from base 1 to 1242 and encodes 413 amino acids. The record is from RefSeq and is a predicted model, not a curated record.
AUGGCGCUUGGAGUCGCAGGUCGUGGACCGGAGGUUCUGGGCACAUACGCCUUCUUCGCAGCCCUCACGACCGUUGCGAUUACCCUCCGACUCUACACCCGGUCAUGUAUUGUGAAAAAGCUGGGCCUUGAUGACUGGCUUGCUCUUGCCUCAUGGAUCUUCUUCAUACCUUGCUGUGCCUUCGCCAUUGCUGGGACUCACCACGGCACCGGACAGCACUCUUGGGAGAUCCUGCCCAUAUCAGAGAUACCGAAAGGCCUGAUGUUCUGGUGGCUAUGCGAGCCAGUCUAUGUUCUCGCCAACAUGUCCAUCAAAGCUUCCAUCGCCGUCAUGCUGCUACGCUUGACAGUUGAUCGCAUGCAUCACAUCAUCAUCUGGGCUACGCUUCUAGUCACCGAGCUCUACAGCAUCUACUUCUUCUUUUUGUUCGUCUUCCAGUGCCGGCCCUCUGCCUACUUCUGGACACGCUGGACAGGGAGCUCAGGGAGCUGCAUCGACACGAACAUCGUGGUCCGCUCCACGUACGGCUACUCCGCUGUUCAAUGCCUUACAGAUUGGAUCUUCGCUGUCCUGCCCUUCUUCCUUGUCUGGAAACUCCAAAUGACCAAACGCAGCAAAGUCAGCGUGGCUUUGAUUCUCUCGAUGGGCGCCAUCGCCUCCACGGCCACCAUAAUCCGCAUUCCUUACCUGCACACCAUGGGGGACGUCACCGACUUUCUGUACGCUACCACUGACGUGGCCAUUUGGUCAGGCGUCGAGACCGGGGUCGGCAUCACGGCAGCAUGUCUUGCUACCCUUCGGCCACUGUUCAGGGGCUGGUUGGCCAACACGCGCCGCACAACGAACGCUCUGACGAGACAUACCAGCCACAGGAACAGGCAGAUCAGCAAGCCUUUUCCGUGGGCUGGCGGCAAUGCGCACCAGUCACGAGGCUAUAUUCGCAGCCACAGUGCAGUCGGUGGCCGCCCGUUCAGUCCUGAGCACGAGACCAGAAUGGACGCACUGGGGAUGCGCGGCAUUCAGAAGACCACUCGUGUCAGCGUUGAGGCUCAAUACGGGCCGUGGGCGGUCGACCUGGAGCAGCAAGUGGACGAAGACAGCAGGGAUCGACACUCCCCAAAGACGUCUUCUUCCGUGGGCUCCAAGACCAGGAUACACAAGUGCCAUUUGGCGGGCAUGAUGCGGCCGUCGAGGGAAGAUGCGUUCUUUCACUCUCACGACGACAAACCCAACAGCAGAUAA